This is a messenger RNA of Suillus discolor, 492 nucleotides long. RefSeq lists its product as uncharacterized. The record is from RefSeq and is a predicted model, not a curated record. Lineage: Eukaryota; Fungi; Basidiomycota; Agaricomycetes; Boletales; Suillaceae. The transcript has 10 exons. Bases 1 to 492 code for a protein of 163 amino acids.
AUGGAUUCACAAACCUUCAUUCAUCUCUCAACCAUCCUCCAGUCCCAGAAUCUGACGGGGUUCGCACUAGCAUCACUAGUGGCUUCUUGGGUCUACGAUUGUUUCCUGACCUUGGACCAGGAGGUAUCUUUGAUUCAUUGGCCACGGUGGAGGAAAGGAAGUAUUCUUUAUAUCAUGACGAGAUACAUGCCAGCCUUGAUGUUCUCUGUACAAUUAUGCACUAAUCAGGAUACUGAAGUGAACUAUCUCCCGAGUGGAGAUUUUGUGACUUGCAAAAUUCUACAGUCAAUGUGGUAUUGUGCUGCUGCAUUGUGCAUGGCUGGUGCAGAAGGUAUCUUCAUCCUUCGGACCUAUGCAUUAUGGGGACAAAAGAAAUCCAUUCUGGGCCUUAUGUUGUCAACGGUAUUCUGCCUGGCGAUCCUGAACGUAGUAAUAGCACUGAAGGUUUGGAACCAGUCGGGACGUCGACCACAGACCAACUAUCAGACAUAA